CUGUGGGUGGCCUCCCUGUGGUCAGCUUCCACCUGUGCCAUGGGGCUGACAGCCCUGCCCAGGGCUGGCCCUAGAGCAAAUGGUGCCCCAGGCGAGGAGCAUCUUUGGUGCCCCUGCACUUGUGAAACCUUCGGCUGCCUUCUAUUUUCCGGCGUUCGUAGCCCAUUUCACGACUUCGUUGCACGACUGGCACGUGUGCUUUAGAAGACGAUAGCCUUGCACGCUGGGCUGUGUCAAUCUGGGCGGCUGGAGGAAAACGCCGCUCUCAGGAAGUCCGGGAGGUGCCGCGCGAUUCUCCAAAGGCCCAGGACGUUCUAGGAGAUUAGUGACCAACGAAGCCACGCAGGGAAUGCCCGAAACAUGGGACUUUCAAACGUUGCAUUCCCCUUCUGCCGCUAACCACAGAAACAGCCCCCCCGGGCCCGGCACGCCAGAGAGCAGGCUGCCCGGAUACUGUGGUGAUGGGGGCCACGGGCCACGAGGAGCACAGCGGGGCCGGUGUAGCUGACAUAGGAGGCUGGGCAGAACCUGAACGCAAAGGGAGCUUAAAGCUGGCUGUGCCACGUCCUUCGGUCCUGCACUCAGCAUAGGGACGGCCUGGCUGAGAACCGAGGCCCGUCAGAGUCCACAGUCAGGGAAUGUGCGGCAGAAUUCUCCUCUGGGUGCAGAUUUGGUCCCCAGGAUCUCCCCGCUGAUGUGUGAUUGCUCUUUGACGAAAACCUGCCCUGUGUAACCUGGCAAAGUUGCCAGAGCAUGUUAACUCUGAACCUUACUGAUGACACGUGCAGAUUAUACCCUGAGGUGGGUCACCAAGUCUUUGUGGAGGGAGUAGUAAGGAGCUUUACCACAUUUGUGGAUCAAAUGAUGCCAUGAAGGGGCAACAAACUGUUGAUUGCUUUAGCAGAAGGAGCCAGCUACUGUCUUCUCCCACAAUCUCCCGAUGCCUUCGUAGGUGCCAGACCCCUGCUGUCCCUCCCCAGCUGCCACGCCCUGCAGGCUUUCCCUGACAGCUCCCGUGGUGCAAUCACGCAGCGUCCAGCAGCUUACAGCGAGCGUGGAAAGAGCGCACGGCAAACGGAGCUGGCUAUCCAACUGGGGGCCCGCUUUGCAGAGGGGACUCCGUUCAUUGUCAUUAAGGCACACAAUUUCCCAUCUGCUGCACCAGAGGCCGCUGAGUUCAGCGAGGGGCCUGGCCACCGAGUCCAGUAGACGUGGCAUGGAAACCAGUGGGCCACAAAAUCCAGGGGUCCAGCUGCAGAACCGACAAGAGUCCUGGGAGAAGAAGGUGACUCUGCUGUUGGCUGUACAAUCGUGCCCCCCUGGGUGCCUGCCUGGGCUUUGGGCCCCUAAUCCCACCUCUGCUCGGUAUAUUUGGGGAGAGCCUGCUCCUUCCUCUGAAGGGAUCUGGAGCCGUCCGGCCCCUGGGUGGUUUGGAUCGGAUCCUCCCAGGGCCUCCUGUCUUCAGCAGUGGGCUGGCAUCCCGGGCACCUCGGCUUGUGCACUCUGCCGUCCCGUCCCAGCGCUGGCUGGGAAUGGCUCUCCUACACCGCUGGAAGUCUCUGCUGGACCCGUGGUGCCUGAGCAUCUCCCCUUCCCCAGGCAGGAUGGGGUUACAGCGAAGGGCGCUGCCUUCUCUGAUCCACCCUCCCCUGGAAAAGGGAAGGGGAGGCUGGCCUUGGUUUCCUCUGCAGAGCUAGACGGCUCCUCUGGCUGCCCGGCGUUCACUCCGACUGCUGUAGGGGAGAGGGGAAGGCGCCCACUGCUGCGCUCCGGGACUGGAUCAACCCCCUCACCCACACCCUGCAGAUUGGAGUCCCGGCGACCAGCCGCAGCACGGGGAACUGUGUUUCUGAAGCCCCGUCUGCGUGGGGGGAGCAGGAGACCCUGGUGGGGGCAUCUGGGCGACAGCGAGGUGUCUCGGAGCUCUCGGGCGCCGUUUGCUGGCUGCAGCGAUCGCUGGGCGUAUUGGACCGGUCUGUACAGUCCAGCCUGGACCCCCCACUUUUGGAUGUGGGCGGGGGGGCAACCUCUCCAGGGCGUCGGGGGGGGCCUGCUGGCUCCCCGCCCUUGGCCUGCUGCCUCUGACUUCAAAGCUGACGCAGCCACAACCUUCUGGUCUGAAUUAAGCCCAGCUGUGUGGAGCUGCAUUCUUCAGGGCUGGCUCCGGCUCCCCCUCCGCCCCCCGUCGGCCGCGCAUUCCACCGCCCUCUCCGGAAGCCCCGGAGCUGCCCCGUCCUGACAGCUGCACCGCAUCUGCCUGCUGCAGAGCCCGGUGACCCGGCGGCCCCGAAGGAAGCUUGAAAGACAAACAGCCCCCGCCCCCCCACUGGGCCCUGUCCCCACACACCCAGCCCCUGCGCAGCCAGCCAGCCCGUAGGCCAGGUUAGGCCAGGGUCUGUGCCCUCUGGGGCUGGGGGGUUUCUAACUUUGCCCUAGCCCCCCCCCCCGGGGGGCGUGAGGCUGCCAUGGGGCUCGGCGGAGCCUGCCGCCUUCUGCUGCUGCUCUGCCUGCUCGUGGGGCUGCUGACCCCCAGCCCUGGGCAGCCCCCGACGGAGCUCACGGACGACGAGAUCGAGGAGGUUCCUGCGGGCUUCCUGCGGGAGGUCAGCCCUGAGGUCGAGGAGGAGAAGCCGGGGGGCAGGGGCUGGAGGGACCCCCCCGAGCCGCAAGGGAGGCUGAAGCCUGCAGGGAAGGGCAAGGCAGCUAAGGUGGAAGAAGGUACGGAGGUGGAAGAAGGGACAACUGUGAAGGUUAAAGAGAAACCCAAGAAAGGGAAAAAGGAGCGGCCCCCCAAGCCCACCAAGAAGCCCAAGGAGAAGCACCCGAAGGCCACCAAGAAGCCCAAGGAAAAGCACCCAAAGACCACCAAGAAGCCUAAGGAGAAGCGCCCAAAGGCCACCAAGAAGCCCAAGGAGAAGCCUCCCAAAGCCACCAAGAAGCCAUCUAGCGGGAAGAGGCCCAAGAUACCACCCCCCACCCAGCCAUAUGAGGAAGAGGAGAGGUACCGGCAACCCGAGAGACCUCUGAUUCCCCCACCAGCCGAAAAGGAUUACAGCCCGCCCGAGACUCCCAGAAUUGCCGCACCCUAUGAUGAGGAAGAGGAGAGAUCCCGGACGUACGGGGAAUGGGACAAAGCUGGAUUUCCCGAGGAGACGGCUGAGCCGCGCCGGGCUGAAGAACAGGAGCCGGGGAGCCGCCAGAAUGAGUUCCAUGAGCCCCCGACGGAGCCGUGGGAGCCCGCCAGGGAGGACCAGAGACCGGCGCCCGACUCCGUGAUGACGGAAGAGCCCGAGCCGCCCACCGUGGACUAUAAUGAGCAGAUCGAGCGGGAGGAUUACGAGGACUUCGAAUACAUCCGGCGGCAGAAGAAACCCAAGAAACCUCCGAGCAGGAAGAAACCCGAGAGGCCGCCGUUGGAGGUGGAGGAGAAGCCACCUCCAAAGCCGCCCAUGGAGCCCCCCACCCCGCCCCCCGAGCGGGACUACGAUGAGGAGCUGCCACUGCCGCCACUGCCGGACUAUGACGACGUGGAAUACGGCCUGCCCCAGCCCAAGAAGUUCCCCAGCAAGAAAGAGGGUGAAGGCGAGAUGGAAACGGACGAGGAGCGACUCAAGCCACGGAAGCCCAAGAAAGGUGGCAGCAGCAAGGAGGAGGAGGAGGUAGACACGGAGGAUGACAAGUGGGCGGAGGAGAAGACCAAGGAGCGGAAAGGGAAGCCGAAGAAGCCGGGAGGGAAGAAGUGGGAGACAGAUGAGGACGAAUGGAAGCCCGCGGAGGAGAAAACAAUGUGCCCCCCCAUUGGCAUGGAGUCCCACCGCAUCGAAGACGACCAGAUACUGGCCUCGUCCAUGCUCCGGCAUGGCCUGGGCGCUCAGCGCGGACGGCUCAACAUGCAGGCCGGCUCCAACGAGGACGAUUUCUUCGACGGUGCCUGGUGCGCCGAGGACGACACCCGGGCUCACUGGAUUGAGGUGGACACCAGGAGAACCACGAAAUUCACAGGGGUCAUCACACAGGGCCGGGACUCCCAGAUCCACGAUGAUUUUGUCACCGCCUUCUACGUGGGUUUCAGCAACGACAGCCAGAACUGGGUGAUGUACUCCAACGGCUACGAGGAGAUGCUCUUCCACGGCAACGUGGACAAGGACACGCCGGUGCUGACCGAGUUCCCGGAGCCCGUGGUCGCGCGCUUCAUCCGGGUGUACCCGCAGACCUGGAACGGGAGCCUGUGCAUGCGGCUGGAGGUGCUGGGCUGCCCCCUCUCCACCAUCAGCAGCUAUUACAGCCAGCAGAACGAGGUGACGUCCACCGACAACCUGGACUUCCGCCACCACAGCUACAAGGACAUGAGGCAGCUCAUGAAGGUGGUGAACGAAGAGUGCCCCAGCAUCACGCGCAUCUACAACAUCGGCAAGAGUUCCCGCGGCCUGAAGAUCUACGCCAUGGAGAUCUCGGACAAGCCGGGGGAGCAUGAGCUGGGGGAGCCCGACUUCCGCUACACGGCCGGGCUGCACGGCAACGAGGUGCUAGGCCGCGAGCUGCUGCUGCUGCUGAUGCAGUUCCUGUGCAAGGAGUACCAGGACGGGAACCCGCGUGUGCACAGCCUGGUGACCGAGACCCGCAUCCACCUCGUGCCCUCCCUCAACCCCGACGGCUACGAGAUCGCCAGCCAGGCGGGCUCGGAGCUGGGCAACUGGGCGCUGGGCCACUGGAACGAGGAAGGCUACGACAUCUUCGAGAACUUCCCGGACCUGGCCAGCGUGCUGUGGGCGGCCGAGGAGCGGAAGUGGGUCCCGCACCGGGUCCCCAACCACCACAUCCCCAUCCCCGAGCACUACCUGGCCGAGGAUGCCCACGUGGCCGUGGAGGUGCGCGCCAUCCUCGCCUGGAUGGAGAAGACCCCCUUCGUGCUGGGAGCCAACUUCCACGGUGGGGAGAAGCUGGUGUCGUACCCCUACGACAUGGCGCGGCCGCCCCCGGAGGGAGAGGGGGCGGUGCCACGCCUGCCGGACGACUACGAGGACGAGAACCUGGAGGCGCAGGAGACCCCCGACCACGCCAUCUUCCGCUGGCUGGCCAUCUCCUAUGCCUCGGCUCACCUCAGCAUGACUGAGACCUUCCGCGGGGGCUGCCACACCCAGGACAUGACCAACGGCAUGGGCAUCGUCAGCGGUGCCAAGUGGCACCCCCGAGUCGGGAGCUUGAACGACUUCAGCUACCUGCACACCAACUGCCUGGAGCUGUCCGUGUACCUGGGCUGCGACAAGUUCCCCCACGCCAGCGAGCUGCAGCAGGAGUGGGAGAACAACAAGGAGUCGCUGCUCACCUUCAUGGAGCAGGUGCAUCGAGGCAUUAAGGGGGUCGUGACAGACCAGCAGGGGGACCCCAUUGCCAACGCCACCAUCGUCGUGGGAGGAAUCAACCACAACGUGAAAACAGCCAGCAGCGGGGACUACUGGCGCAUCCUGAACCCAGGCGAGUACCGCGUGGUGGCCAGGGCCGAGGGCUACAACCCCAGCGUCAAAACCUGCAACGUCCUGUACGACAUCGGCGCCACGCAGUGCAACUUCAUCCUCUCGCGCUCCAACUGGAAACGCAUCCGGGAGAUCAUGGCCAUGCACGGGAACCGGCCCAUCCGGCGCAUCCCCCCCGGGCGGCCCAUGACGCCCCGGGAGCGCAUGCGGCUCCGCCAGCGGCUCCGCCAGCGCAUGCGGCUCCGCCAGCGGCUCCGCCAGCGCAUGCUGAACGCCACCACCCCCGGCGCCCCCCCCACGUUGGCCCCCACCGCCUCCCUCCCCUUCGCCUUCAGCAGCACCACCUUCGCCCCCUGGAGCCAGCCGCCGCCCACCGCUGCCACCUGGGAGACCGAGACCUAUACCGAGCUGGAGACGGAGACGGAGGCCAGGGCCUGGGAGGUGGGCACAGGGACCCCGCAGCCCCUGACCACGGCAGAGACCUACACCGUGAACUUUGGCGAUUAGGAGGCGCUCCGGUCGCUGCUGCCUAAGGCCCAACCCAGAUGCUAGCGCCCGGCGGCCAGCUCGCUACCCGCGGCCAGCCGCCCUUUGCUCAGCUGCAGGCAGUCAUCUGCUUCUAGAGACCCAUGGCUCCGGGCAGCCUGCUGUCGCCCCAGCACUCACCCCCACCGGCCUCCUGCUUCCAUGCCAGGCUCACCAUGCUGCUUUCUAGGAGUCCAGGGAUACGUAGCUGCCCGCAAGGGGCUGGGCAUGAGGGUGCUUGACCCUCCUGGGCAGGAGACGACGGCAUCCCCUUGAGACCGGGCAGCCCUAGGAGCUGGCCAGGCUCAGGGAGCGAGGGAGGGUUGGUGAGGGACCCGCCCUGUACCUCUGCACCGCCCAGCAGGGGGAGCUGGGACCCUCUCCAGGGCAGGGCCCAGGAGGCAGGGGCAAUACAGCCCCACGGGCAGAUGGGUUUCUCCACGCAGUUCCUGUUACACGAAUAAAUCCAGCUACGUUGGUAAAGGUG
Dermochelys coriacea (leatherback sea turtle) is the source of this 6486-nucleotide messenger RNA. RefSeq names its product AE binding protein 1 (gene AEBP1). Gene Ontology annotation, molecular function: metallocarboxypeptidase activity; zinc ion binding; DNA-binding transcription repressor activity, RNA polymerase II-specific. Gene Ontology annotation, biological process: proteolysis; negative regulation of transcription by RNA polymerase II. The record is from RefSeq and is a predicted model, not a curated record. Lineage: Eukaryota; Metazoa; Chordata; Testudines; Dermochelyidae.